Acanthoscelides obtectus is the source of this 199-nucleotide messenger RNA. The record is from the annotation of a GenBank genome assembly. Lineage: Eukaryota; Metazoa; Arthropoda; Insecta; Coleoptera; Chrysomelidae.
GUGAUAGCAAAUUCCACAUGGCAUCAGGCAGCAGCGGUGGCCGCAGUAGCAGACUCUUCGGUCUCCUGAUCAGUCGCUGUGCGGGUGGUAGAUGGUCUCUGACUGUCGAAUGCGAAGGUACCACCCGGCGGAUGUCGUAGGCGGGGCCAGAAUGUGUGCAUGUUGCAUGCACACGUGUUCCCUCGCCAGAGUCUGUGUG